Messenger RNA from Acanthosepion pharaonis, 8172 nucleotides. Lineage: Eukaryota; Metazoa; Mollusca; Cephalopoda; Sepiida; Sepiidae. The record is from the annotation of a GenBank genome assembly.
AUGGAAGAACAUUUUGAACAGACAACUCGUGAUGAAAGGAAACCUGUUGCCGAACCUUUAAUGCUGGAGGAAGACUCUGCUUCCACUGAGCCAGCUCUGAUGUCAUCAUCCCAGUCUCGAGAUAACAACACUUAUUCAAGUAUCAGCAGUUCCGAUUUUGGAGAACAGGUUGCUUCUCUCCAAUCCCAACAACUUACCACUCAAGAAGUGCUUUCGGAAGAGCAGGCACUAACGGAAGAGGAUUUCCAACGUAUGAUGUCCAGCUAUGAAAAUGUUUACGAUGGUGUCCAAUUAACACCCGACGUCAACAGGUUGUCAAUGAAUGCAAGUGAACUAGACAUUGGCGAUCACUUUGAUACAAAACAGCUUGAUACGCAUCUUCAACCAACAGGACGUUCUUCAAGCUUUGAACAACUUUAUCAAGAGGAAACUGGUGAGAGGCCUACGGAAGAAAAGCUAGCAGAGCUAAGCACUUACCCAGUAAAACCUAAAGAAGAUCUCCCUUCUGGUGAACAGAUUGUCUCCAAAGAAGUAAUGGCUGCCGAUGAGGAGAAAGCUGAGAAACUAAGCUCUUCCAGCUCUGAAGUAGCUCAAGUUGAAGAUGUAGAUUUUCAACCAGAUGCUGAGAUGCGUGACACCAGUGAAGAAAAGACAGAAGAGACGGAUGUGGAGGAGCAGUUCUCUCCCCUUCCUAAAACUUCUCCUGCUUCUAAAGGUGCUCUUGAUCUUAGGUUAGAAGACCAGUACUUCUCAUUUACUCAGUCCCCAGUAGAAUCCCCUGCUGCUGAAAUUGCAAACGAGAUAUCUCCAGCGCAAGAUCUUCUUGACGUCAAAGAUAUGCAAAUAACUGUUGGCGUUUCACCAUCAGAAAUUUCUGCACGAGCCAAACUUGGGCAUGUUUCUGAAUUUUUUGGGCCAACAGUUAGUGAUGACACCAGACCUACAAAGGGGAAGUAUGAAAAAGAGAAGGAAGAUGUUCUGUACACUUCAAAAGUUGAAACGGAAGCUAAGAAAAUGGAGACUGAUAUUAAUGAAGUUGCAAAAACAAGUUCUGAAAGCUACAAGGCAGCAGCUGCCCCGAAGGAUGACAAAGAAACUCCUGAAGAUAUGGCAGAACAGCUAACUUAUAUGGCUUUCGAUAAUAUGGGUUUUGCAGGUGAGGAAGCUGUUGACAGUGAACUGAAAUUGAGGUCAUGUGAUAUACCAGAAGAGAGUCCACAUUCAAAAAGCAAAGAAAUAUCCCCUGAGGAUCUUGAAGAGAAACCACAUCAUUUUGAUUUUCCAGAUGUUCAGCAAGAAAUGUGGCAAAUUGGAAUACAAGCAUUUGGAAAGUCAGCGCUGUCGGAAGAGAGGAAGAUGUUCUCAAGUUCUAUGAAGUUUGAAGAAGUCACUCACAAAGUUUCUUUUGAAAAAGAUGACGAGGAUGAAAGCAGCACAGCUGUCUAUUCGGAGAGUGAAGAACCCUCGCAGUCAGAAAAUGGGGAUCUUAAGAGCCAGAGUUCUUUCCAGGAAUCUGUUGAGAUUUCCAAAACUGUCGAUGGACAUUUCGAGUCCACUUCGGAAGUAAGGACUGAAAAGACUAUUGUCACAUCGUCAAAAGAGCAAGUGUCUCUUUCUGAAAGCCACAGCAAAAUGUACUCUGAAACAAAAGUCUACCACCACAAGACUGGUGCUGAAUCAGAACUUCAACAUUCUGAGAUACAGACAGUACCCUUUUCUGAUGAAGAGAAAAAGAGACCUCUCUCGACCGUUGUGAGCGAACCAAUUAUUUCUCAUCCUUUUGACCAAACAACUGUAGAACUGAUGUCUCCAGAAUAUAGUAGUUCUGACAGUGAAGGAUUUUAUGACCCAGAAACUGGGAAAAAGCUGCCCUGGGAAACGGUUAAUCAUUUUAAACGUCAGUUUUCAGACAACUAUUUGGAACAGCAAGAAAAGCAAGGGUUAGUAACUGUACAAUCUGUGGAUAUGGGCAUAUUCUAUCGUAGAAGCAGUAGAGAAUAUGCUGAUGUUAAGUUCAUGGAAAAAGGAAUUGCUGAAGAUGAGAUCAUUGAGGAACAAGAGGGACAAGUGCUUUUUACACUUGAUGAAAAUGAUUCUGAUGAAUCUGCUGCCUUACCGAGCCAAGUAAAAGAAGAUGAAGUUGUGGAUGAUUCCACAGAGGACAUCAGAAAACCACAUGACAAGGUGUUUGAGGAACAGAGAGCUACGGUUCUACCAAGCAGUGCAGACAGCAGGAAUCGUGCUGAGGAGGAUUUAUCUAAGUUACAUGAAGAAAUGUCACCAGAGUUUGGCGCUUCUGAGUUUUUAUCUACCAGCAAGUCAUCGGAAUUGGUCGAACGUGGUGCCAGUAAGGAUUCAUCUUUGCAUUUAGUUGGUGAUUCUUCAACAGAUUCAUCUCAGAAAGAGUCCAUCAAAGAGGCUGAAGAACGUAGCACUCCAUCUGAGGAAUUGGAUAUCAAGGAAGAACUCAAAGAAUCCGCCAAAUCUGGAAUAAUUGGUGUAGUAAGUGUUGAAUCUCGCAGGGCUCAGAAAGAAUUGCUGCAGGAGAGUGCUGAUGAGACGGACCGUUCUCUAUCACCAUCUGUGGAGAGUGAUGAGAUGUCGACAAUGUACGAGUGUCAAGCGGAAGUUCAAGAAGAUGCUUGGUCUGAAACGCCAUCUGUUGACCAGCUGCCAUCUUCAGCAAGUGGGAAAUCUGAAACUGAAAGUGAACCUUCAGAAAGAAAACCUUCCGAAAAGAAACAAUCUCCAUCAGUCGAAGCCCUUGCUAAGGGAACUGACCUCGAGUCUACGGAACAGGAAGAAAGCAAAAUUACUGCCCAUGACAGGAGAGUUACAUUUUUGUCCGAGGAAAGUAAAGAGAAACUCAGACAGUCUCUUUCUAAUGAAGACCUGGUAAAAAUCUCAACAUCUUCUUCUGAAGUCUCCAAUGAGCCAACUCUGCUGGCUGCUUCCUAUGAUUUGGAUUCUGGACAUGUUUCCCAUGUUGUCACGGCUUACGACAUGUCCCCUGAUACUGUGGAAAGCCAAGCACCACAUCCACCUGCACCUAAAGCCAUUCUUUCAAGCCCUGAAGAUGAUGUGUUUGAAGUAGAACCUUCUGUAAGAGUCACUGGUGCUGCUGCAGAAUCACAUUCUGGGCCUCAGUCUGAGGUUAUCAUAAUUGAACAUGUGUGCGCGGCUGAAAGCAAAACUGGAUCAGAAUCGACAGAAUCAUUGCCGCCAACUCCUGCUCCAACACCAAAGGACCCAACUGCAGUCAAAGACACAGUAUGCAAUUUACAAGAUGCUGCUAACAAAUUGCAGACUGAAGGCUAUUAUGACCGACAGUUAGGGUCUGUGAGCAGUGAGACUUCUGAAAAACGACCUUUAAGUUUUGAGAAAGAGUUAACUAAAGAUGAGGAUUCAAUUGAUGAUGAUGAUCUUGGCCAGUCAUUUGAAAUGGUUUCACCAACUGAAAUCAUUGGCUUUGAUCAGUUUGCUGCUGAAUAUUUACAAAGCGGUGUGGCUGGGUCCAUUGAACCAGGAAGUAUGGCUGCUUCAAUGGAAUCUAUUUCUACAUCUGGAAGUAGCUUUGCAGAUUUAAGGCCAAGUGAGCCUUCGAGUAUGAAAUCCAGUUUAGAAGAAUCAGUCACCACAGCAGCCUUCAUUGAACCCUCAGCUCCACCUAUGGAAGAUGUGUACCAGUCUACUGGUAGACAAUCGUCCAAACCUGAUGUUGAUUCUUCGUCAGACCAGUCUCUUUUCAGUAGUAGUGAAACUUCAGAAAAGGGCGGAGUGCCAGUUGACAUCCUGGCCUCUAGUCUUACUUCUCCAGGAGCAUGUCCUCCUGACCUGUUACCUGUUGACAGCAUUCAUCAUGGUUUACCAACACGCCAUGAAUAUGGAGAAACGGAAGAACAAGAAAGCUACUCAGAGAGGAUAUCACAGUUACCCAACGGUCCAACCGAAGUGGAUUACCAACCAGACAUUGAUUCUGUUUCCUCUCUUGCGAAUACUGUAGUUCAUGUUGCACCACCAGAUUUAGUUCAGACGACACCUUUGUACACACGAGAUCAGAGCCAAGAAGGUGAAGAGGCCGAAAUUGAAGAUGACAGAAUUUCAGUUGGCUCUGAUGCUGCUUCAAGGGAUGUGAUGACUGAUAGCUUGAUUGAAGAUGUCCAUCUCUCAGCAGAACAGCAGGAAAUCUUGGUUACUUCUGACCAGACAUUGUAUGAACUUGAAAUGCCGAUGGACGAAGAGGUCUCCCCAGUCGAACAAGAGUGUGCGCCUGGUGAAACGGAAACCUAUUUUGAACAAAAACCAACAAUUUCGAAGGAAAUGAAACAUGAGGAGGAGGAGGAACUUGAUGGCAGAGUUCGGGAUUCAGCCAAGGCUAUUGAUAAACAGAUCUAUGAUGACAUGUCCCUGUCAUCACCUGAGCAUCUGGAGAUUGAAAGCUCCUUAGAUGACAUUGAAGAUCAGCCUUACGAACUGAAGAAAAAUGAAAUCUACCCUGGAAAAAGAGCACUUGAAUUCAACAUAGCUAACUAUGAGAAUCUUGUAGAGGAAGAGAAGGCUAAACAGGAAGAGCUAGAUUCUAAAGUAACUGUAAUGGUUCCUCUUCAUUUUUCUUCAAAACUUGAGUCCACUGCUUCUGACGUAGAUGAUAGCGAUGAAGAACCUGUGCAGUUUGCUGAUCAAUACCAUACAGCCGAUAUAGAUUCCUCCAAAUAUGUUUCUCAACAAGAAUAUGGUACUUCUUUUAACCGGAUUGAUAUUAUUGAAGAUAGUCCAGAUUUUGCAGAAAAGCCAGAAGCAGAAUUGCAAGCUUUAACUGAAGAUGAGCGUAUUUCAGGAAAAUUCUUUGAUAGUCAUAAAGAAGAAAGCAUUGAGACGAAAGAGAAACCUUUUGAUUUGCAAAUUGACCCAGCUGACCUUGAAAGGCCAAUAUCUCCUACACCUCAGGAUUUAAAUCAAGGUUUCUUUGGAAAGGACUUUGAAAAAGUUGCUGGAACACAAGAUGAAGACCUAGAAAAGACAGCAACUGUUUUUGUUGAUUCAGUACUUGAGGAUAUAGUGACUAAAGUCCAUGACAAACCCGGCUCUCUGGAAUUAGGUCAGAAGUCUAAAGAUAGGGACGCCUUUCAAUCUUCUCUUCCUGAACCCUCUACAUCCUCGCACUCUCAACCAGCUUUCUUCUCUGCUCCUCCCCCUCCAUCUCAUCCUCCUCCUGUGGCAAAGCAAGGGUCAGAAGAUUUGCCUGAGAUUACUGUUACUGAGCACAUACAUAAAGACAUCCAUGAGGAUGAUUAUCCCAUGCAUUAUAAGGCAUCAGUUGAAGUGGAGAAAGAUGAUGACAAGGAAUCGGAAGAUGACAGUCCAAAGGGUGUUGGAAUGUCAUACUUUGAAAUGAUUCAGGACGAAAUGGAGUUUGAUCAAGAGGAUGCUAAGCAGAAUGGUGACACCACUCAUCAGGAUGCAUCAAGCAUGUAUGGCUUUUCUGAAACUUCAAGAAAUGGUGCCAGUCAUCAAGAUCCCAUAACUGGUGCUAGUUUUUCAUCUGUAUCAGCUUAUACUGAUGAUCAAGCAGCUUCUAGUUCAGCUGAAAUAUUCACUAGUCAACAAGAAACUGUAUGGAAUGUUCAAAAAUACUCAGAGUCUUCUACCGACCUCUCACCAAAGACUUCUCCACAGCACGAAUCCUUUACUAUAAAAUCCGACUUGGGAUCCAUAUCAACCAGCCACUCAAGACACAUUGAGAGCAGUACUGAUCCUAAAGACCAUUCCAAAAAUGGAUUUCUUGGAUUUGAUCCAGCAAUGUAUGUCACAGACAUCAUGAGUCCAGAAGAUGUUGCAGAUGCAUCAAGCGUGGACAGUUUUACAACAGUUGUUGCAGCAGACCAAGAAGAAGAAGAUGAUGAAGACAGACUGGCUGAUGUAGCUUCGAUGACUUCAUCAAUCCACUCAGACAUUUAUUCAAUGCACAAUGAGCCAGAUGAAGAAGAAGAAGAGCCUUAUGACUGGCCAUUGAUGACAGAGGAAGAUAAGUCUGGUGAAUCAUCUCCAUGUAGUGACCGUUUUGAGAUGAUAGAGAAGACUGCUUUGUCAGUUAUAUCUGAAAAAUCAGAUGAAGACAGGUUUGAAAUGAUCGAGAAAGAUGAAUUAGAUGGACUUUCUGAUCUUCAUUCAGAUAAAACAUCUCCUGAUAUGAUUUCAGCCUCCCCUGGUAACCUCCCCCACUCACAUCACGGUUACCCAAACAUUCGGUAUGCUGGCCGCAUGCGAGAGAAAGAAGAUGGUUCAGCUGCCUCUUCUGUCUCUUCAUCGUUGCUGGAAUUUGAAAGAUUAGAAGGAGAAAUAGGACAGUGUGGGUCAUUAGGAUCAAAUGAAGCCCACAGCCUUCCCAGCUCUUUUGAUAGUCGAAAGUUCCAUUGGCGAGCAGGUGAUAGGGAUGAUGUAUCAGUUGCUUCGUCUUUGGGAGAAUUUGAACGCCUUGAACGGCAGAUUGCCCUCGGCGGCUCGAUCGGCUCGGUUGGCUCCAUGGAUCGGUUUAUGGCAUCAGGACAUGGUAGCGAGACAAAUGGUUCCAUGUCAUCAUUAGCAGAGUUUGAGAAACUUGAACAAGACUGCAUUGCUGGUGGUUAUUCUAGCUCAGGUGACGAUCGCCGCAGUUCAUCAAGCGGUCAUAGUAAACGUAGCGAAAGUUCUUCUCUUGUGGAAUUUGAACGUCUCGAACAAGAAAUUGUUAUCUCUGAAGAACUUGCUGCUGAAGCUAAAAAAAUUGCAUCAAUCUUGGAAUCGGGAGCGCUGCCUGAAUAUCCAGAAAGUGACAGUUUAGGAAGUUCCUACCAAUCAAAUGGUCACAUGAGAGAUUUACCGCAGAUCAUUGGAAGCUUUGACAUUGAGCAAGAUUCAAUCGAUGGCGAAGACAUUGAUAAAGAUUCUCUGAGUUCAGAAGACCCUAAACAGUCAGACGCAAAUCUACUUGACAAAUUAGAUGAUGAUGUUGACUCCUUGGAUGGUGACAGCAAAGAUGAGCUAACUUCCAGUGUCAUAUACGUUUCAAAGUCAGAUUUGCAGGAUUCAGGCGAAGCUGGUCAAACAGAGUUCGACCGUGAUUCUCUAAUUGGGGAUGAUACAGCGAUGCAGUUCUCUGUUGAAUCCCUGCAACUUGACCAAGAUACAUCAUUCGAUACACAUAGCAUGCAGAGCUCAGCUGAUUCUUUGGAAUUAAAAGAGAAACUUUCCAAAGAUAUGCAAAGCUCUGCUGAUUCACUUGAACUCAAAGAGAAGAUGAGUAAGGAAAUGGUGGAUUCAACAGAUUCGCUUGAACUAAAAGAAACUGUUAAAGACCCUGAAAAAUUUGAGACUGACUCCCUGGCUGACCCAGAGGAUGUCAUGCAGACAUCGACUGAUUCGCUUGACAUGUUUCCAACACUGACACAACAGAACAUAAUGGAAGCAUCAUUAGAAUCUGCACGCUGGAGUUUAAGCAGUUCGUAUUUCUCCCAUUCCUCUCAAGAAACAUUAAGAUCCGCAGAAUCUCAUAGCGAUUCAGGUCAUUCUCGUGAUAUGAUGCAAGUAUCAGCAGAAUCAUUUGAUUUUGACAAAGACCGGCCCUAUGAUGAUUCUGAUGAGGAGAUCGAUUACAAAUCAAUUUCCACAAAAUCUCUUUCACAUUCCACUAUUGAUCCAGAAAUUCGUAUGCUCACCGAAAUUUCUCAUCCCAACAAUCCUUUCUUAGAUAACGAAGCCUCUCACCACCCUCGCUCUGCUUCUUCCUCUUCCUCUUCCUCUCUUCCUGCUGCUGCGACCUGCCCCGUCUCCAGCUCCACCAGUCAAACUGCUGCCAGCUCUGAUCCGCUCCACCAUCACAGUAUGUUGGAUACUACUGCCCAUAAAGCCAGUAGAGAAUCACCAGAUCCAAUGAACAUACAAGAGGAAGCCUCUCAUAUGAAACCAGAAGAACGUGAAGGCAUUGAUGUUGCUGCAGAUUCAGAAACUGAUGAUGGUUCUCAGGCUACCAGCCUGAUGAUGAAAAAAGAAAUUCACAAAAAGACAUAUAUACGUGAUGGGCGAGAUGAAACUUUCAUCCAAGAAGAAUCUCGUGUUGAACAACAGAAUGAGACACCUGAAGAACUUCACUUUUCGAUUCUUUCUCUCUUUCUUAACUACUCAUGCGAAAGGUAG